UCAUCUUAGUUUCAUGAUAUAUAUCAGAAACAUGGCUGCUACUCAUGGCUUUCACUUUCUUUCUCUUUUCCUUCUGUUGCUAAUUAUGAAUGAACACAACAUUGAAGCAAGAGAUAUGAAGGUAAAGCUGCAAGAUGAGAAGCAGGUGGAUGAAGCCAAAGCAACAGUGGUGUCUAGCAAUUUACCUUACAUUUUGAGUUAUAGAACCAAUUCAAAAUCUGUUGAACCAAAUUAUAUAGCUUCAUAUACAGAUACCAAGCACAACCAUCACCGUCAAAAACUCACUCAGCCUUACACAGCAAGUUACACUCAUUCUCAUGAACUCAAUCACCCUUACAUUACUGCCUAUGGUGUCGACAAAACUCCAAAAGAGUCACAUAAUAGUGAUGUUUCUCUAUCUACAACUAGUUAUGGUGACAUCACUCAUUCCAAUGAACUCAAUCUUCCCUACAUUGCUACCUAUGAUGCCAAGAAAGCUUCAAAAGAGUCACAAAAUGAUGAUGCCAUUCUAUCUUAUGUGACUAAAUAUGGUGGAGCUGCUCCUGCACAAGAAGCCAAUCGUCCUUACAUUACUGCCUAUAAAAAAGUUUUAAAGGAAUCACCCGUUGUUGAUCUUACUGUGCCUUACAUUACUGGCUAUAAGAAAGUUCUAAAGGAAUCAACCAAUGUUGAUCCUACUCUGCCUUACAUUACUGGCUAUAAGAAAGUUCCAAAGGAAUCAUCCGAUGUUGAUCAUAUUGUGCCAUACAUUACUGGUUAUAAGAAAGUUUCAAAGGAAUCACCCGACGUUGAUUCUAUUGUGUCUUACAUAACACAAUAUGGUGGAACCAUUCAUGCCAAUGAAGCCAAUCAUCCUUACAUUACUGCCUAUGGUUCCAAGAAACUUCCAAAACAGUCAUCCUAUGAUGAUACCAGUAAACCUUACAUAACAUAUGGUGGAACCGAUCCCAAACCUGAUCUGAAAAAGUCUUCCAGCUUGGAUCAUACAGAGGCUUUCAAGGCAGGAUUUUUCGCUUUGAAUGAUCUUUAUGUUGGGAAUGUGAUGACACUGCAAUUUCCCAUCGAAGAGGUUUCUCACUUUCUUCCCAGAAAGGAAGCUGAUUCUAUUCCUUUCUCAAGCUCACAACUUCCAAGUGUUCUUCAACUCUUCUCGAUCCUAGAAGAUUCUCCCGAAGCUGUUGCCAUGAGAGGAACACUUGAACAAUGUGAAGGAGAACCCAUCACAGGAGAGACCAAGAUUUGUGCCACCUCUCUAGAGUCCAUGCUCGAAUUCGUUAGCACCACCAUUGGUUCAGAGACCAAGCACAACCUUCUGACAACUAGCCUCCCCACAAUCUCCGGUGUCCCUCUACAAAAGUUCACCAUUUUGGAUGUAUCAGAAGAUAUCGAUGCUCCUAAAUGGGUGGCUUGUCAUCCCCUAACUUACCCUUAUGCCAUUCAUUACUGUCACUUCAUAGCCACAGGGAGCAAGGUGUUCAAGGUCUCAUUAGGUAGUGAGAACGGAGAAAACAAAGUUGAAGCUCUCGGCAUCUGUCAUUUAGACACAUCAGAUUGGGAUCCAAACCACAUUUUAUUUAGGCAACUUGGAAUUAAAGCUGGGCAAGAUCCAGUGUGCCACUUCUUCCCCGUAAAACAUCUACUGUGGAUUCCCCAACCUUCACAAGCCACCAUGUGAAGGAACUUCGCUAGCUUCUACAAUAAACGUCAAUCUUAGUAGAGAUGACCAUGUUCCUGAUGUGAAGUUUCUCCUUGUGUUUAGGUUUUUAUGCCUUGUUUUAUAUACAAUAAUGUGUUAGCUAGAAAAAACCUCCUUGUUAAUGUUUAUGUUCCUUGAAAGAGUUGCAUAACUCAAAAUUCACAAUCUAGCUAAUGAAAAUGUUGUUGUGUUCUUAUUUAC
Messenger RNA from Vigna angularis (adzuki bean), 1897 nucleotides. RefSeq names its product polygalacturonase non-catalytic subunit AroGP2. The coding region runs from base 14 to 1675 and encodes 553 amino acids. The record is from RefSeq and is a predicted model, not a curated record. The transcript is spliced from 2 exons. NCBI's taxonomy places the organism in Eukaryota, Viridiplantae, Streptophyta, Magnoliopsida, Fabales, Fabaceae.